Molecule: messenger RNA, 605 nt
Organism: Drosophila suzukii
Lineage: Eukaryota; Metazoa; Arthropoda; Insecta; Diptera; Drosophilidae
Source: RefSeq, a predicted model, not a curated record
CUAUCCGGCUCGGAUACAGAAAUAAAACUGAACAACAUAGUUCACUAUGCCUAAUGCGUAAAUUAUACAUAACUUCCAAAAUUAUUAAAGUGGAUUAUUUUAAGAAAUGAGUGAAUCGGCUGACGAUGAUCCAGAUGCGCGCUGCGUAAUGUUUUACGGAAUGUAUACCAUAGUCGUUGGAGUCCUUGCCUUGCUGGAGGCGUUGUAUAUAAUGUGUAUAUUCUUUGUAUAUAUGUAUGAUAACAGAGGAGCUAUAAUGGUGUUGGUCGCUUUACUAACCAUUGGUCAUUUGAUUGUCUGCGUGACGUACGUUGUUGCUGGGACUUUGUUGGUGGUCGGAAUGAAAAGGCGCUCAAUAAAGUUAUUUAGAUGUGGAAAAAUUCUAAGCUAUUUCUAUCCAAUUUUUUCCUUCCCUCUCGUAUAUACAAUAAUUGUGCACUUUGUUUGUAUGCCGAAAUUACGCAGGUAUUACGAAAGGACCUGGCACUGAAAAGACCAUAAGAUGAGUCGUUUCUUCGGCCCUAUAAAUCUAUAGUUGUAGUGUAUAAUUCCGGCCAAAUUCUUGGAUAUGGCAAAACCAGGACUUAAUUGUAAUCUAUUAUUAU